Molecule: messenger RNA, 753 nt
Organism: Sclerotinia borealis F-4128
Lineage: Eukaryota; Fungi; Ascomycota; Leotiomycetes; Helotiales; Sclerotiniaceae
Source: the annotation of a GenBank genome assembly
AUGGCAUCCACACCUCACGACCCCACACUCCACCUCCCCCGGCUCCUCUGUCUCCACGGCGGUGGAACAAACGCCCUGAUUUUCACCAUGCAAUGUCGCGUCCUCUCUUUACACCUAAAACCCUAUUUCCGUCUUGUGUUUGCCGAAGCACCUUUUGAAUCUGGGGCUGGUCCCGACGUCACAAGUGUCUAUGGAGAGUGUGGACCUUUUAAACGAUGGCUGGGUUGGUUACCCGAGCAUGAAGUUAUAGAUCCACGUGAUGAGGUUACUGCUAUUGAAGAGAGUAUUGAGAAUGCGAUGAGCGAUGAUGAUGCGAAAGGGGCUAUGGGGGGAUGGGUAGGAUUGUUGGGGUUUAGUCAGGGGGCGAAGAUAGCCGGAAGUUUGUUGUUGAGGAGGCAGAUUAGAGAGGAAGGGGGGAGGGAUUUGGAGGGGCAGGAUUGGAGGUUUGCGGUUUUGAUGGCGGGGAGGGCGCCAUUGAUUAGCUUGGAGAGGGAUCAGGAUCGAUGGGGUCUGGUGGAUGAGAACGAUGUUUUGACCUUACCGACUAUACAUGUUCAUGGACUGAAAGAUACGGGGUUAGACUAUCAUAAGGAGUUGCUUAAGAUCUGGUCCGAGAAAGGAAGUGCGCAGCUGAUUGAAUGGGAUGGAAACCACAGAAUUCCGAUUAAGGCCGGGGAUGUUGAAGCUGUGGUGAACCCGAUACUCGCAUUGGCGAAGAAACUGGGAGUUUUGACAGUUGACCUUCCUGUUUGA